Molecule: messenger RNA, 1581 nt
Organism: Annulohypoxylon truncatum
Lineage: Eukaryota; Fungi; Ascomycota; Sordariomycetes; Xylariales; Hypoxylaceae
Exons: 1
Coding region: 28-1182 (384 amino acids)
Molecular function (GO): 1-alkyl-2-acetylglycerophosphocholine esterase activity
Source: RefSeq, a predicted model, not a curated record
CGCUAACUCAAGUACAAGCAUGACAGGAUGUGGUCUGUCAUAGCAGGCCUUCAUUUUCUCAUUUCUCUUGCGAUAGCAUCGAACACCAUCAUACCGUCAUUAACUGGGCCACUUAAUGUUGGGACAACGGUUCUUGAAGUAAUCGACUAUACACGCCAGGAUCCAUGGACACCGAAAACUCAGCCGCGCGACCUUGCAAUUUCUCUGUUUUAUCCAACAAAUGAGACAUAUCCCUCCAACUCGCCAUUUAUGCGGGAGCAUGAAUGCAGACCUGCAGUGCAAUUUCCUCCAGUGGUGGCUUCUUACCUCGAGAACGGCUCCGGAGCUCCAAACGGCAGCCUCCACAAUAUCAUAACUCGCGCAUGUCUUGACGCACCCUUAGCCGACCCGUCCACGCCACUAUUGCUUUUUACUCCCGGACUGGGGUUAUCCAGAUUGUGUUAUAGCGAUACUCUGAUAGAGAUUGCGAGCUACGGUUGGCUCAUAGUGUCUGUUGACCAUCCAUACGAAACCGCAAUCGUCGAAUAUCCUGAUGGAAGAAUUGUAUAUGGACUCCCACUUAAUAGCUCUAACGCAACCAUUGCGAAUGAUGUUGAUAUUCGUACCUCCGACCUUAUAUCUGUCCUCAACGCACUAUCUAACAGCACAAUAACUGAUAAGAUUCCUCACUUCAACGGACAGGGACCCCCUAAACAGAAACUCAAUACAGAGAGAGUGGGAAUAUUCGGUCACUCAUUAGGUGGAGCUACUGCCCUAAGUGUUACAUCCAAUGACACACGUUUUGUCGUCGGGGCGAAUCUGGACGGGAGCUACUGGGGAUCAGAGAAACAGAAGGGUACGGCCGCGCCCUUUAUGACCUUGACUUCGGAAGGUCAUAAUCGUACCGGCGAUCAGACCUGGGCCGAUACAUGGCCUAACCUUCGGGGAUUCAGACGAGAGUAUACGGUCAGCGGCGCCAAGCACAUGGACUUUUCGGAUUUACCCGUGAUCAUAGAGGUAUGGCCUUAUGGUAUUCCUCCGAAGUCUGAGCAAAGCUUAGGCACAAUUAAUGGCACAAGGAUAAUGGAGAUCCAGAGAGCUUAUCUGACGAGCCUUUUUCAACGCUUCCUUAAAGGGGAUAAUAAUGGCCUACUAGAUGGUGUUGGGAUGGAAGGAUGGCCCGAAGUCACAGUCGGAGAGUAAUACCGACAUUAGAGAGUAUUCUUCAGUACCUAUAGUUGAUUAAGCUGAUAGCGGCAGGUUCGGGACGUCCAUGAACGCCGCGAUAUGUAGGUGUUGCUGAUCGACUAUAGAUUAUGAUGCGUCAUAAGAUGCCGUGUGCGCUAAUGAGCCUAUUCAUGAAUGACUCCACUGCUUUUGGAAGGAUCAUGCAUGGAACCAUUACCAAGUUAUUUUCUAAAUGAUGGACGUAUACCUGCCUGCCUAUACUCAAACAACAUGGAAUCUCGUAAGGCUUAGCCUCCCUCCAGAGCCAAUGAUAUUACUAACCAGGAAAUGAAUCCUAUCACUUAUCACAUGCAUGCCAGUACCACGACUUGCAGGAUAUGCACGAAGAUUCCUAUUACUCAGCUAUUCUUAUAG